This is a messenger RNA of Amoebophrya sp. A120, 2723 nucleotides long. The record is from the annotation of a GenBank genome assembly. Lineage: Eukaryota; Dinophyceae; Syndiniales; Amoebophryaceae.
AUGCAGUCCCUCGAGGUUUAUCAACUGUAAAAAUGUCUGGGUCUGGAAGAUUCUGACACUUGUCAUGCACGUUUUGCAUGAGCCACCAUGUCUGUGAUGCAUACCCUAGCGAUACAGAUUUUUUGAGGGCUUCUUGAUGCCUAUUCCGCAUGGGAAAUGCCUUCUCAGCGUAGCAAAAAUUGCAUUCCCUUUGCUACUCACGCAAUACAGAUUUUUUUGGAGUCCAAAUGCAGCAUCACAAGUUGCAUUCUUCCAGACCCAGACAUUUUUGCAUUUGAUGAGGUUGAGGUCGAGCUCGACGAGUUGGAUCUACCGCGGCAUGGGGAUGAACGGUACGGGGUGGAUGACGGUGCUCUAUUUCGGCACGAAUCGUCCGAGAGAGUUGUAGUCCCCUCACCGCUUGCCAACCACGGCGCCUCGUCCUCCUGCAGCUCUCGCUACAGCACGAUCGAGCUCUUGUGCCAGAACGCCGGUUUUGACAGCUACUACGCCUUCUUCCGGCGGUUGUUUCUGCAUUCUGUGCUCUUUUUCGCAAUCGCCAUCAUCGCCAUUCCCUUUCUGGUGAUGGACCACCACUCGUGCGCAACAACGGGCUACCUGGGGGUCAUCAGCCACCUGUUUUUCCUGUUGCUGCUCUACGGAUCGAUUCUGGAGGAGCUGCGUUGCGCGUGCAGGUUCUUCGACCCAACGGAAGAUGGUGGCAGCAGAUCAAGCAGUCCGAGCGGCGGUUCGUUUUCCGGAUUUUUCUCCAUUUUGUCUACAGCAGUAAGCCCGGGCGGCGGUGGUUCGGCUUACGAUUACUUGGAACAGUUAAAGGAAUACACGAAGGACUACGAUGAACAGGUUGAAGAAGCCACUGUCAGGAAUUUCGGAACUACAUCUUCAACCACGUUUGUUCGCGGUGGGCCGGCAGCACCUACGUCAUCAGCACAAAUGCUGGAACAAACCUCGUCUGCGUUUUCGUUUGCAACGUCAAGCACUAGCCGCUUCGAAAACAAAAGCAAGACAUCAAACUCUUCAACUGCCGAACUGGAGAUCGACACUAGCACCGGCGCGAACAAAAGCAGCACUGCCUCCGCUGCAACCAGUUUAGCCACGAUGAUUGGCAGCGCCACCCGGUGGAAAGAAUCACCAAAAGCGGCAGAUGUGUUGGAGCACGAACUAAGUGGAGGAGCGGCAGACGCUAGGAACGCGGCGCCACAAGGAAGCGGAAAAAUGACCAAAUCUUCAGCUGCGUCCUCAAGAGGCGACGUUGUCGUGGUCGAGUUGCGACCAGACCAAGAAAGCGGAGCAGCUGUAUCAACUUUUGUUCCUUCGCAGUCGUCGCCCCCACCGAAGAGAACAACGAGCGGCAAUCUGUGGACGAGCUUUUCGAAUGCGGUUUUGCAGCCAAUCACCAACACCCUGACCAUCACGUUCAUUCGGUGUCACUACAUCACCCAGUUCUGCAGGACUUGCUGCGAUUACUUUUUUUUCGAGGAGCUGUUGCACUUCUUCAAGAAGAACGAGAACGCGAUCCUGGUUUUGAAGCAAAUGACGUGGCGAUUGGACAUGUAUUGCGACAUUUUGUUCGUGCUCAUCGCCAGAAAUUGCGGCUCUUACCUCUGGUGGGCGAGUUUGGCGAUUUUCGUCUUCGUGAACUUCUUGCUGCAAUUCGUCCUGCAGAUUUUGUUCUUCGCCUGCACCGACUGCGACCAGCAACUGCCAAAGUCGACCGGCUUUUUCUGGCUUGACUUCGUCGUCGUCAAUAAGGCGGUCCUGGUGCAGUUGCGCAAGACGGAGAUCAUGGUCGCUCGGCAGGAGAAUUUGGGGAGCGAUAGCCAACCACAAACGAUGCAAAUAAUCGCUGCGGGAAGUUCAGGUGGAAACGAAAUAGUAGCUCCAUUAGGACUUGUGCAAUCGUCAUCUUCGUCUCCGAGCAGCCUCAGCUUCGUCGAUAGUUCCAAGAGCACGAAUCUGCUCAGUUGGGUCCAGUACGCCAUCAUGAUAGAAAAGUGUUUUCUGUCAGAUCUGAUUCAGAUUUUGAUUCAAACAAAUUUCCUGCUUGACCUCUCUACCCCAAACAAUAGCCUUGUGUACUGCAGUGUGCUGUUUAGCUUUGUGAACUUUUUGCUGAACUUUUGUCAAAUAGUAACGGGGGUGAUAUGGUUUUACCGGAGGCAAAGAAUAGCCGAAGAACGUAUGAAGUCACACCUUGAGGCAAUAAAACAUGAUGAAGAAGCGAUAAUAUCGAGUAGCCUAGGUGGAGCUUCAGCUACAGGAGGGGGAUCCAGCACUGGUGGCACGCUUACAGCAACCGGGUCCACUUCCGCUUCAACUACUCAAAAUGAAUUGAUACCGACAGGGAGAGUUUGAUUCGCAUGGAUCAUUGUGCCAACGGACUUCGAUUUGCGCCACUGCAUCAGCAUCCAAGACGAUGGGGCAAACCAAGAAUCUAGUGAUUGACCCAAUUUCUAAAAUCGAGAAAACAUGUUCAGACUCUGUUUUUUGCAACUGCAACGACGAUUAGUAGGGCGACGUUUGUUGUAUUAGGUUACUGUGGUCGUUUGCGUUCUUACUUGAGAGAGUUGGACAUCAAAUCAUGAAUUGCAUCUAUUGAUGCUGAUCAUUUAACAGUUGGAGAUGACGAGAGUUUUGCUUUUGCAAGGUAGCAGUAGCACCACCACCAAUAAAGCACAUCUUUUUUUCGUUGUUUGCCAAGCGCGGCAAAUAAGAACGAAAAA